AUGAAACUUGUGCAAGAAGAAUACCGUAAAGGACCGUGGACAGAACAGGAGGACCUCCUCUUGGUCAACUUUGUCCACUUGUUCGGAGAUCGAAGAUGGGAUUUUGUAGCGAAAGUUUCAGGUUUGAAGGUGGAGGGAGAAACAUAAGAAUAGGUUUAAACAGAACAGGAAAGAGUUGCAGGUUAAGGUGGGUUAAUUACCUACAUCCUGGUCUCAAACGUGGUAAGAUGACUCCACAAGAAGAGCGUCUAGUCCUUGAGCUUCAUGCCAAAUGGGGAAACAGGUGGUCAAAGAUAGCCCGGAAAUUGCCGGGGAGAACAGAUAACGAGAUAAAGAAUUACUGGAGGACUCAUAUGAGGAAGAAGGCUCAAGAAAAGAAGCGGCCUAUGUCUCCAACUUCCUCAU
This is a messenger RNA of Camelina sativa (false flax), 405 nucleotides long. Lineage: Eukaryota; Viridiplantae; Streptophyta; Magnoliopsida; Brassicales; Brassicaceae. The record is from RefSeq and is a predicted model, not a curated record.